This is a messenger RNA of Cryptomeria japonica (Japanese cedar), 1260 nucleotides long. RefSeq names its product cytochrome P450 76C2-like. The transcript is spliced from 2 exons. Gene Ontology annotation, molecular function: oxidoreductase activity, acting on paired donors, with incorporation or reduction of molecular oxygen; monooxygenase activity; iron ion binding. The record is from RefSeq and is a predicted model, not a curated record. Lineage: Eukaryota; Viridiplantae; Streptophyta; Pinopsida; Cupressales; Cupressaceae. The coding region runs from base 391 to 972 and encodes 193 amino acids.
UAGGCAACAUGAUCUUCGGCACAAGCGUCUUCGAUCCGCACAAUCCAGCUUCUGCGGAGCUCAUAGAUAACGUGUGGGAAAUACUGAAGCUCGGUGGAAUACCCAAUUUGGUCGACUUUUUUUCCGUUUCUCCGGUACCUCGACCCGCAGGGAAUGUCCCGGGAGACGGCCAGGCAUUUGAAGGCCAUGUAUGAGUUUUCCGAUGGAUUCAUAUAGAAAAGGCUCGACACCACAAGCCAAAGCAUUGAGCGUAACCACUUUGAGAAGGAUUUUCUGGAUGUUCUGCUGGGUUUUAGAAGUGAAGAUUUCACUUUAUCUGGUAUUCGAGCCCUGAUCACUGAAUUAUUUCUUGCAGGUACUAAAACAUCAACUACAAAAAUAGAAUGGGUCAUGGCAGAAUUCAUUCACAAUCCAAAUAAAUUAAGCAAAGUCCGAGAAGAACUGGAUGAAGUCGUUGGUUGCAAGCAAAGAGUUGAAGAAUCCGACUUAGAUCGUCUGCCAUAUCUCCAUGCAGCUGUGAAAGAAGUAUUCCGAAUGCAUCCGGCGAGUCCUCUGCUGUUACCCCGCAAAGCCGGAAGCUCCUUCGAGAUCGAUGGAUUUGUGAUACCCAAAGACAGCGAGGUGAUGGUGAACGUGUGGGCCAUUGGGAGGGACCCUUCAAUCUGGAAGAAUCCAGUGGAAUUUAUGCCCGAGAGAUUUUUCGAGGGCGAGAGUAAGAAGAUAGAAUACAAUGGACAAAACUUUGAGCUCAUUCCAUUUGGAGCGGGGAGAAGAAUUUUUCCGGGGCUUCCAUUAGCGAGCCGUAUGAUUCAUUCGGUUUUGGCUUCUUUACUCCAUUCGUUUGAAUGGAUACUUCCGGAUGGGAUGAGUUGUGAAGAGAUGAGCAUGAGCGACGAGUUUGGACUUGCUUUAAAGAAGGCUACAGAUUUACAGACAAUAACCAUACCCCGUCUCCCACAUCAUAUCUACUAGCCUCUAAUCUAACCUAUUAAAUCAGUACUAUGGAUAUUCCACAAUGUAAGGAUUUCCCUGUUUAUAGUUUCUAUGGAGAUUCCAUCGCUUUCUUGCUAUUCUGAACUCGUUACUGCUGGUUCACUGUUUUUAUUAUUCUUUCUAUGGAGAACUCCUGUGGGUAGGAAGAAAGAGAUGUCAGAAGUCUGUGUUUGUUGUUUUUUGUAAUGGCAUGCAUAGAUAUGGCUGUACGAUGUGAGAUCAAAUUAAAAAAAAAUUCACCGACUGAGACGUGAUGACCCAGAGUCA